Bombus pyrosoma is the source of this 1551-nucleotide messenger RNA. RefSeq names its product ras-like protein 2 (gene Ras64B). NCBI's taxonomy places the organism in Eukaryota, Metazoa, Arthropoda, Insecta, Hymenoptera, Apidae. Gene Ontology annotation, biological process: signal transduction. Gene Ontology annotation, molecular function: GTPase activity; GDP binding; GTP binding. Bases 501 to 1100 code for a protein of 199 amino acids. The transcript has 4 exons. Gene Ontology annotation, cellular component: plasma membrane. The record is from RefSeq and is a predicted model, not a curated record.
CCUAGAAACAAUGUAGCACAGUGAGAUUACCGUGCAUUCGAUAUCGUGUAAAAACCGAGUGAUUUUGAAAUCGUUUACUUUACAACAUCAGGUAGGCAUAAGCGCAUAAGAGGGCGGUAUUGUAAUAGCGACUGCGCAAUCAAUCGAAAUAGCACGAUAUGGUAUAACGUAUGCAUGUGUAAGUACAAAUACACAAGGUGGGGGAUACUUUUUUUAGUGUCUCUCUCGUUUCAUUCGUUAGCUCGGGUUUUUAGUAAAUUCGCGUUUGCAGGAGCGACUUAUGAUGUUUAGUCACGUUUAAGUUCUCGACUAUACACUACUAGUAAGGAAAUGUCCAGGAUCCGCUAUACUGGGCUCUUCUCGUACUAAGAAGAACGCAGUAGUACGUGCUUGCAUGUGAAUGCGCCUCGAUUUUGUAUUUUUCUACGUUUCGCUGUGCCGUUUUCAAUAUGUGUUCAGUAUUCCUCUGAAAUUUCCACAACUCGUCGAUCAUAUGAAAAAUGUCGAAGCUCGGUGACAAACAAAGCUAUGCGCAGACAUAUAAGCUCGUCGUCGUUGGCGCGGGUGGCGUCGGAAAAUCUGCGAUCACGAUACAAUUCAUUCAAAGCUAUUUUGUAACCGAUUAUGAUCCAACAAUCGAAGAUUCUUAUACCAAACAGUGCGUUAUCGACGAUAUACCUGCGAAACUCGAUAUAUUAGAUACAGCAGGUCAAGAAGAGUUUAGUGCAAUGCGAGAACAGUAUAUGAGAAGUGGCGAAGGGUUUCUACUUGUAUUUUCGAUAACUGAGCUUUCAUCUUUUGAUGAAAUAUUAAAAUUCCAUAGGCAGAUACUUAGAGUAAAGGAUAGAGAAGAAUUUCCUAUGCUUAUGGUUGGCAACAAAGCUGAUUUGGAUUAUCAUAGAGUUGUUCAAGUUGAAGAGGCACAAAAUAGAGCUCGUCGAUUGAAAAUUCCAUAUAUUGAAUGUAGUGCAAAAUUAAGAAUGAAUGUUGACCAAGCCUUUCACGAGUUAGUAAGAAUUGUCAGAAAGUUUCAGUUAUCUGAAAGACCACCGCUUGAAUUAAACUAUAAAAAAAACAAAAAGAAAUGUUGUAUGUUGUAAUGCCUAAUGUGUUCUUAAUCAACUUAUUUUUGUACUAAUAAAAUGGUACAAAAGGGUUGAAUCAAAAUCGAAAUUGUGGAAUCAAUCAAAUCAUAAGGAUUAUUAUCUAUAAUUAAGUUGAAAUAGGAAUUUGAAAUCUGAAACAAGGGAUUGUUGAAGUGCUUUUGAAAAUAACACUUAGAUUACUUUAACUUGAAAUUUAUACACUCAAUUUGAAUCAAAGAGUGCUUUAAGCAAAUAUAAUAUUUUUGAGUAUGCUACAAAUACUUUGUACUCACUUCUAAAACGAAUUAAUACAAUGGUAUUUAUGAAAUGUGUAGUGUAAUAACAAAGUUCACAAAUCGUGUAAUUUUAAUUGUAUAAGAAAUAAAAAUAACUUGACGUAUUUUAUUAGAAGUAUAUUAGUAGCAAUGUAAGUUUUAUAUUAAAUAUAUUAAUAUAUUUAAUACUA